GGGUUCGGCCCGUCCCACACCCCGCCGGGCAUCGCUGAGUCCCACCGGGCCAUCCCCGCAUCCCACCGCCGUCACCCGGCUCCGUCCGGACCCCCGUGCUCCGGCCCGGCCUCCCGGGUCGUCAGGCACCGACUGCGGCGGUGGCCAUGUGGGGCACUGCAGAAUGGAGAACUAUAAGAAGACCAAAAUAGUGGAGAAACCUUGUCCUCUUCCGUUCACUGAUCUGCCUGCUGAUAUUAUUGAAAUGAAGGUGAAGGAUGGGAGCAAAAUCAGGAAUCUGAUGGGCUAUGCCAUGAGCAAGAUGGAGCAGGACUCAGUGAGGCAGAUUCUUUUCACUGGCUCAGGCAAGGCUGUCAGCAAGACCAUCACCUGUGUGGAAAUCAUGAAAAGAAGGCUCAAGGAGCUGCACCAAAUCACCAAAGUGCUCUUCAGACAGAUCGAAGAGAUCUGGGAACCCAUUGUGCCUGAGGCGGGCCUCGAUGCCUUGACAGUGAAGAGGAACAUUCCUUCYAUAUGUGUCCUACUCAGCAAAGAUGCCCUGGAUCCUCAGGAGCCAGGGUACCAGGCCCCAGGAUCUUUUGAUGCCUUCUGGACUGAGACACUAAAAGCAGAAUCGCAGAGCCAGAUGAAGAGGAAGCAGGGUGGAGGCCGGGGAGCUGGCAGCACAGGGAAGCAGCCUCGCUCCACUGGGGGCGUGCCGGGGGGACCCUGAGGCAGCGGCACCGUGUGCGCUUCGGGGGAGCUGUGGAAACCAGCCCGGGGCUGUGGCUGCACAGCUGCUGCUGAACACAGGGCUCACAGAGGUGUGAGGGGAGGGCAGCAGGAGCGGACUGUUAUAAUUGGGUGUGAUUGUGGCUGUCUGAAAAYGUGUUCUGACAAGUUCCCUUGCCAAAGACUGCCAGGCUGUGYUCCUUAGGGGGUCAUGGUACACGGGAAUUGCAAGAACUGUUGGUGUUCUGUCAGCGAGCCCUGGCAAAGGGCUGCUCCCCCAGCYGGGUUUUGGGUUCCUGGGGCUGCAUCAGCCUGGGCAGUGGGACAGACACCUACCUGUGUGCCAGGUGCAGGUUGCUCUGACCSGUACAAAGGGGAAAUGGGAUCUGAUGUGGAAUCCCCUGGUAGCUGCUGGCAUCACCAGGGCUCAUGAGCAUAUGGACAGCAGGGCACAGGGCUGGGCCAGCCACUUCUGUGCCUGAAGAGUCCCUCUGCUGAGCCUGUCAGGAGUUGAAURUAGGACUGCCAGGAUAUAGCUCCAUCUGGGAUUGUGUGCACGUAGCUCUCUUUGGCUCAGUGGAGCUGGCAGUCGCAGUUCUCUACAAACAGGCAGCAGUUGAUUCAUAUUGUAACCAGCCUGAAAUCCUGUGGCUCUGCAUAUGUCCUGGGCURGUGGUAAUGGGAGGCUCCAAAGGAUCCUGUUUAUUCCCUUCUCCUCCUUGAUAAUGCACAAAGAUGGAUUUUAAAUAAAGGUGUAACUUCAUGUA
Molecule: messenger RNA, 1478 nt
Organism: Malurus melanocephalus (red-backed fairy wren)
Lineage: Eukaryota; Metazoa; Chordata; Aves; Passeriformes; Maluridae
Gene: RPP25L
Product: ribonuclease P/MRP subunit p25 like
Exons: 2
Coding region: 164-712 (182 amino acids)
Biological process (GO): tRNA 5'-leader removal
Cellular component (GO): ribonuclease MRP complex
Molecular function (GO): RNA binding
Source: RefSeq, a predicted model, not a curated record